GUCGGCUGACAAUGGACACACAAGCAGAAUUGGCGGUUCUGAAGGCCAAGGUGGCCUCCCUUCAAGCCCAGGUAGAGGGACUGCAAAGAAAUCCUUCCUCAUGGACGCAAAACAUCGGUGAGAAAGACGAGCUAGGAAAGGACUUGAGGGCGUGUGUUGAUGCAUGAAAAGACUGCACACGGCGUGUUGUGUGUCCAUUUGGCAGGCAAUCCCGCGCCCCUGGGUUUGUUGUCCUUCGGGAUGACCACACUGUUCCUCGUAAGCAGAAAGACAGCUCAUCACAAGCGAAGUUCUUCUUCCUCUCUGAUGGCCACGAUGCUUGCAUGAUGCAGAUGUACAUCGAUAUGGAGUGGAGUGAGGGAGGAGUGAAAGAACUGGUACGCCAGUGGUACGGCCAGCCAGCGGAUCUUCCAUCUUUGCUCUUCUUUCCGCAGGUGAUAGCCUACGCGCUGUGGUAUGGCGGGGUGGGCCAGAUCAUUGCUGGAAUAUGGGAGGUACAUAUCUUACACGCGCAUGCAAAAGGUGUCAUGUCCGUAAUGCACACACAUUGCAAAGGUGGGAUUCUCUGGCUUGUCUGUCAAGAUGCUCAAAGGGAACACCUUUGCGGCCAGUGCGUUCAGCAGCUAUGGCUUCUUCUGGUGUGGAUGGUCCCUGUUCAACAGCAAAGUGGUGGAAGCAGGAUACACACCUGGAUCAAGUCAGCAUAGAAAAAGGAGGAGAGGCACCUCUUACAUCUGGUUGUUUCAGAAUUCGCUACUGGAGACGCACUGUAUCUGGGUCAGUGGGGCGUCCUGACCUUCCUGUUCUUUCUCGCAACACUGCAGAAGAACAGGUGCCUCCAGGCUGUCUUCCUCCUUCUGUCGAUCACUGUACGCUCAGAAAGGGCUGCUUCAUCCACUCGUCAUACGUAUCCAACUGCCGUUUCUGCUUUGCUGUGUGCGUCGCCCUCAGUUCUGGCUUCUUGCCGGGGGUGUCUUUGACGAGACGUGCAAGAUCGUGGCGGGGUAUUUCGGCUUUCUCACGGGACUUGCGGCUAUCUAUACGGCCUUCGCAGAGAUAUAUGAGGAGACAUACGGCCGCAGCAUACUCCCAGGUAGCUGCCUUGCUGGUCCCUUGUCAAUGUGGGAGCAUUUCGUUGUCUCGUGUGCGUGCAGGUUUGGAGCCGCUCAAGAAGAAGGCCUUAAAGGCCAUCGACAGCACCGAGCCGGAACCAAACAGCAUACAGGACAUCCUGCCGCCCGCCAAGAAUGUGUGAGAUGCCACACAAACUUGUGAAUGCGCAACACCGCAGACAGCCCCGAGAGACGCAUUGAUGUUAAUUGCACGUUUGUCUCUGUCUACUCAUGGGAUGCGCUCUUGUCGAUUUGGUUGCCUGCCCGCCUCUGCGCUCUUGUCGGGACUGAGAGGAUCGACCUUCUCUAUUUGCCUGCAAUGCUAAUGUGUGCACUUGGUGG
Messenger RNA from Vitrella brassicaformis, 1454 nucleotides. The record is from the annotation of a GenBank genome assembly. NCBI's taxonomy places the organism in Eukaryota, Vitrellaceae.